AUGCCUGUUUGCACUUUACAUCUAUUGUCCAUCAAAUGCUCAAUUUCACGGUUCCUUGAGGGCCUGGUGAACGGGAAGGAGCUGAGGCCAGUAAUCGUGGCGAAGGUUCACCGCUGGGUUAUAAUCCCUUCAUUUCUUUCAUUGGAGCUCCUUCGAAGCAAAUGGGAUGUUGUGCUUCUGCUGGAAGGACCUUUCGGCCUUGCGAGCACAGUCCAAGAAUUGGUGGAGGAAGACUGGAAAGUUGAGGUCGGCGUGCCAUCGCGUAUCCUCAAGGACUUCGCGCAACGGAACCAGGCAUUACUAUACCCUACCCCUGGGUCUGUACCUCCAUUGACCGGGGCACUUGAAAAGAGGCACAGCCCUGCACCGAGUUCAGCGCAAGACUUGGAGCUGUCCGAUGAAUUACUCGAAUGGAUAAAUAAAUUCAAGGCCGCCGAGGGGGCUGGUGCUGUGACCAUGCUGAAUAUACUGGCAUUCAAGGAAGGAAUGAAAAGCGAGUACCUCAAGUACGGCCAGGCUUUCUCAGAGUCCGUAGGUGUUAAACGAGGCGGCAAUGCGAAGCUUGUUGGAAACAUACUCUCUCCUUCGCACUAUACCUCCAGGACAGCUUCUGUCGACGGACAGGAGAAGCAGUGGGAUGAGUUUGCCAUGGCUCAUUAUCCUACUAUCAGCCAUUUCGCCGACAUGAUUGCCAGCAAGGACUAUCAGGAAGUCAAUCACAAGCAUAGGCUACCGAGCUUGAAGGACACCUUGAUCAUAUGUGCGACUGACUUGGAACUUCCGUCAGUACAAGAGAGAGCUGCGAAACUCUGA
Gloeophyllum trabeum ATCC 11539 is the source of this 813-nucleotide messenger RNA. RefSeq lists its product as uncharacterized. The record is from RefSeq and is a predicted model, not a curated record. Lineage: Eukaryota; Fungi; Basidiomycota; Agaricomycetes; Gloeophyllales; Gloeophyllaceae. The coding region runs from base 1 to 813 and encodes 270 amino acids. The transcript is spliced from 2 exons.